Messenger RNA from Andrographis paniculata, 2152 nucleotides. RefSeq lists its product as uncharacterized. The transcript has 4 exons. Gene Ontology annotation, biological process: protein phosphorylation; spliceosomal complex assembly; regulation of mRNA processing. The record is from RefSeq and is a predicted model, not a curated record. NCBI's taxonomy places the organism in Eukaryota, Viridiplantae, Streptophyta, Magnoliopsida, Lamiales, Acanthaceae. Gene Ontology annotation, molecular function: ATP binding; protein kinase activity. The coding region runs from base 137 to 1822 and encodes 561 amino acids.
UUCCAUUUGAAUUAAAGGUAAAAAAAACCCUAAUUUCACUCUCGCCUGCCUGCGUCUGUGGCACGGAGGCGAGACGAGAGGAUUCUGGUACACGCCUUUCGAGAUCUCACUUUGAAUCUGCUCCAGAUUUAGAUUCAUGGCGGCGGCGGAGGUGGAGGCGGAGUUGCUAUCUGAGGACUUCAAUAAUGGUAACGAUCGGACUGAGUCAAGUGACUGCACAUCGGAAGAUGAGGGCACCGAGGAAUACCGCCGCGGUGGCUACCACGCCGUGCGGAUCGGAGACACCUUCAAGCAUGGGAGAUAUGUUGUUCAGAGCAAGCUCGGCUGGGGUCACUUCUCCACCGUCUGGCUGGGCUGGGACACUCAUAAAUCUAUCUAUGUAGCUCUGAAAAUCCAAAAGAGUGCACAACACUACACAGAAGCAGCAAUGGAUGAAAUUACCAUCUUAAAGCAGUUAGCCGAGGGCGAUUUGGAAGAUAAAAAAUGUGUGGUGAAGCUUCUAGAUCACUUCAAGCAUUCAGGGCCAAACGGGCAUCACGUAUGUAUGGUUUUUGAGUACUUGGGCGAUAAUCUUUUGACCCUUAUCAAGUAUUCGGACUACAGAGGGAUUCCCCUUCACAUGGUUAGAGAAAUUUGUUUCCACAUUUUGGUCGGAUUGGAUUAUCUGCAUCGACAGUUAUCAAUCAUACACACAGACCUGAAACCUGAGAACGUACUCCUUUUGUCGAUGAUCGAUCCAGCAAAAGAUCCAAGGAAAUCAGGCGCACCCCUUAUUCUUCCAUCUAGUAGAAACAAGAUUGUGACAGAAGCUUCUCGAGAUGGUAAGAGCCCGUACAGAGAUCUAACUAAGAACCAGAAAAAGAAAAUCCGGAAAAAGGCGAAACGAGCAGCUCAGAGAUUUGUUGGGAAGGAGGAAAUCGAUCAAGAUGAUGAAAUAAGUGAACCUGAAGAUUCUCAUCAGGGUGAUAAGCCGAACGUUGGGGUAAUUGAAGAGCCGGAUAGUGUUUCUGCUACUAAAGCCACGAGUAGCCGUAAAGCAGACAACGAAUUUGAAGAAAGUCGGGGCCACAAGAGGGGUAGCCGAUCAUUGAGACGGAAGCUCUUGGCUGAAGUUGAACUGAAAUGUAAACUAGUUGAUUUCGGAAAUGCUUGCUGGACAUACAAACAAUUCACCUCUGAGAUUCAAACACGACAGUACAGGUGCCCCGAGGUAAUUAUAGGAUCCAAGUACUCCACGUCCGCAGAUAUGUGGUCGUUUGCUUGCAUUUGCUUCGAGCUUGCGACGGGCGAAGUUCUAUUCGAUCCACAUAGCGGCGGUAAAUAUUCCCGGGAUGAGGAUCACUUGGCCUUGAUGAUGGAGCUUCUCGGCCCGAUGCCUAAGAAGCAGGUUGCCUUGGUCGGGCGCCAUUCACCUUUACUGUUCAAUAAAUAUGGAGAUUUGAGGCAUAUCCGACGAUUAAGAUUCUGGCCUCUCGAUAAGGUUCUUAUGGAAAAAUACAAUUUCUGCGAACAAGAAGCUACCAGAAUGUCCGAUUUCCUCGUUCAAAUACUCGACUUCUACCCCAACAAAAGGCUGACGGCAGCCCAGUGCCUUAACCACCCAUGGAUGGUAGCUAUCCCUCAGCAGGUACCACCCCCCCCUCCAAGAAAACUCCAUUUAGACGGCGCCAAAAGUUCAAAAAAUUCCGAUAGGGACGAGAGGGAGGCGAUGGAAGUCAGAGUCAGUAACAUGGUGAUCGACUGUAAGAAAGAGCCUUUCGCGGAAGAUAAACUUCCGGCGAGUGUUACGCCCGUGAAGCAACGGAUGGCUGAGAACCAUUGACCUGGUAAUUGUGCUUUGGCUCGCUCGUUCGAUUGUUUUGACAAAUUCAUUUUUCGAUUGUUGCGACUCGAACAGGGAAGCGAAUAGAGUUACGGAUGAACAACGCUAACACACGACAACGACGGGACGGCGGAGUCGAUUUGUGAUCAGGUAUGUGUAUGUGUUCUUGUUCUAUUGGAAAUUUUACAGUUGGAUCAAUACUUGUUGGGUAGUGAUAUUUGCUGUGAUGUGUGAAUUUUUUGAACCCUUUUUAAAACUGUAAUCAGAGACUUGCAUUCGACUCUUUUAACUUCGAUCUUUGUGGGUUCAUAAUAUUCUUCUUACAAUUUA